Molecule: messenger RNA, 1687 nt
Organism: Aedes albopictus (Asian tiger mosquito)
Lineage: Eukaryota; Metazoa; Arthropoda; Insecta; Diptera; Culicidae
Exons: 2
Coding region: 259-1326 (355 amino acids)
Molecular function (GO): nucleic acid binding; zinc ion binding
Source: RefSeq, a predicted model, not a curated record
CCGAAAAAACGACCACAACUUUUCAGAAGUGGGAUCAGGCCUAGUCCGAAACUAUUACGCGAAGUGGCUGACCUGAAAAGUGCGGAAUAUUGUGUUUGUGAGUAUCGAGGCGUCGGGUAGGAAAAACCCGGAUUCGAGCGUCAAAACGAAUCCAUCAAGACCGAUCGAAAACCGCGUGUGCCGACCAGCGAAACGGGUGGCAUAGGUCUAGCCCCGUCCGGAGACAGCGAAGGUGAAUCCCGUAGUGAGCGAGCGAUAAUGCCACGGCGCAAGGGAAGCCGAAAAUCGGUAGGAGCAGACCAGGACAAGGAGGAGGACGACGAAAAUGAGGAAGAGGACGGCGAGGACGAGUUGCCUGCGGCCGGUGGUGAGCGAUAUUUCCACCCGGAGGAACUAAAGCAACUGAUUCCGCUGUUCAAGGAGGGAAGUGGAGUGUCGGAUUGGCUACAAACUAUCGAUCACUAUCGUGUGCUGUAUUCGUGGUCGUCGAAAACUACACUGUUGUAUGCAUCCUGUCGUCUUUCGGGAGCAGCAUACCAGUGGUAUCUCGGGGAGCGUCCGACUAUUCCUGCCUGGGACGAGUUCAAAGCGAAGAUUUGUGUGGCUUUUCCGGAGCACGAAGACGAAGCCGAUGUUCAUCGAAGUCUGGCGAAGUGCGUGAAGGAUGGAAAGGAGUCCUAUGACAACUACGUGUUUAGGAUGAAUGCCAUCGGGCAGAAGGGAAAGCUGAGCAACUCGGCGAUCAUCAAAUACGUCAUCAGCGGCCUGUCGUACGAUCCGCUGUAUGGAUGCAUCGCCACUCGGAAGUACGAAACCAUCUACGAACUUCUCGAGCACAUCCGAUACUGCGAGUCAAAUCAGGAGAUGUGCAAACGGCGAACGUACCUCCCGAAGGCAAACGCAAGCAGGCCGAAUGCAGGUGUUGGUGGCAGAAAGCAGCACGACGAGAACCGCCCAAACAACGACGGCGAGGGCCAACCGAAGCGGAGUCCGAAGGAUGAAUGUUUCAACUGCCACGGUUCCGGCCAUAUUUCGAUUAACUGCCCGCAGCCCCAACGUCGACCCCGGUGUCCGGUAUGCAAUAAGGUGGGCCACGGUGAGGAAACGUGUUUCAAGCGACGAGGUGAACCAACAGCAAGACCAAGCGGUGAUGCAGCUGGACCAAAGCCGGCAACGAGUGGCAACAGCCCGGCGUACCCGAUUGUAGCUGGAAGCAGCGACGAUAGCCCCGGAGCUGAUUCCGAAGAAGAGUUUGAAGACGUUGAGUACCUAGAAAGAUCAGAGUCAGAAGAAUAUGAGGAUGAAGAAUAUCUAGAGGAUGAGUAAGCGACCAGAAAUGUAAACAAAACAUGAACUGUAAACAAUAGCUGUAAGAGUAAACAAUGUAAUCUUGAAUUGAACGAGAAUGAGGGCGACUAUUUGGGCGAUCUGUUGAGGGCAACAGACAGGUCAGGAUGGACGAGCUGUAGUAGUUCCGAACCCCUUUUAUAGAUCAAACGAAACCCGUCAAACCCAUUGGGCUAAAUACAGCUGUCAAAAAUAAAACGCAGCGACCGUGCGUCAAACCGUUUCCGUUGUAGGUCCGCUGAGGCGGAAGUCAGGAGGAGAAAGCAGUGCCCGCAUCAUUCUCGAUACGUCCGUCGCCGAAUAAAGACGUGUGUUAAAAUCUUAAAUCAUCUUAGGGUGU